Raphanus sativus (radish) is the source of this 1536-nucleotide messenger RNA. Its product is annotated as phosphoserine phosphatase, chloroplastic. NCBI's taxonomy places the organism in Eukaryota, Viridiplantae, Streptophyta, Magnoliopsida, Brassicales, Brassicaceae. The transcript is spliced from 9 exons. Bases 212 to 1435 code for a protein of 407 amino acids. Gene Ontology annotation, biological process: L-serine biosynthetic process; dephosphorylation. Gene Ontology annotation, cellular component: cytoplasm. Gene Ontology annotation, molecular function: L-phosphoserine phosphatase activity; magnesium ion binding. The record is from RefSeq and is a predicted model, not a curated record.
AGAAAGUGUGUGUGAGUGUAAUAACUAAAGGACAUCAUUGUUCUGCAGGAUCUAAGCAAAAAGUCUCUCUUUUUCACUCUCUUCAGUGCAGUGUCUCUCUUUCUCUCUCCUUUAGCUCACAGCUCUUGUUAGCUUCAAAUCCUUCUCCAGUCUCUAUUUCUCAGAGUAGAAAUCUGCAUCCAAAUCCUGUGGUUAGUUCUGGUGCAACUCCAUGGCGGUUGUUGUUGUUAUUGCUGUGAUUUUGUUGGCUAUGGUUGGUCACUCAAGUGGGACAUGGUGUGUAUGCAGAGAAGGAUUAAGCGAAGCAAUGCUGCAGAAAACAUUGGACUACGCAUGUGGUGCAGGAGCCGAUUGUGGACCCAUUCACCAGAAAGGACCUUGCUUUAACCCAAACACUGUCAAGUCCCACUGCUCCUACGCUGUCAACAGCUUCUUUCAAAAGAAAGGUCAGUCUCAGGGAACUUGUGACUUCGCCGGCACAGCCACCGUCUCAGCCUCUGAUCCUACUCCGAGUUUGAUGGAAGCAUUAACUACUUCCAGAGUUGUGCCACUUCAGGUUACCUGUAGAAAGCUCUCAUCAUCACUUUCUGCUGAUUUCUCUUGCCUUGAGUUUAAAAGGUAUCCUUGUACAAGUGGGCGUGUCUCCAUCAUGAACCAUCCCAAUUUGCUCCUCCGUCCAGUGUCUGCUUCUUUGCAGCCACAGGAGUUGUCGGCUUUGGGGCACGAAGGAAACGUUGCUCCUUCUAAAGAAAUACUCGAACUUUGGAGAGAUGUUGAAGCUGUGUGCUUCGAUGUGGAUAGCACGGUUUGUGUGGAUGAAGGUAUUGAUGAACUUGCUGAGUUUUGUGGAGCUGGAAAGGCUGUUGCUGAAUGGACUGCCAGAGCAAUGGGUGGAUCUGUUCCAUUUGAAGAAGCUCUAGCCGCAAGACUCUCUUUGUUCAAGCCUUCUCUUUCCAAAGUUGAGGAAUAUCUCGCAAAGAGACCCCCGAGACUGUCCCCUGGCAUUGAAGAGUUAGUCAAGAAGCUCAGAGCCAAUAAAAUUGAUGUCUAUUUGAUAUCUGGAGGUUUUCGACAAAUGAUCAAUCCUGUAGCGUCGAUUCUUGGCAUUCCUCGAGAGAAUAUCUUCGCCAACAAUAUUCUAUUUGGAAAUUCUGGCGAGUUUGUGGGAUUUGAUGAGAACGAACCUACAUCAAGAAGUGGAGGCAAAGCCAAAGCAGUGCAACAAAUAAGAAAGGGUCGUCUCUACAAGACUAUGGCCAUGAUUGGAGAUGGUGCUACUGAUCUCGAAGCACGUAAACCUGGUGGCGCAGAUUUGUUCAUAUGCUACGCUGGAGUUCAGCUUCGUGAAGCUGUUGCAGCGCAAGCAGACUGGCUUAUCUUCAAGUUUGAACCUCUCAUAAACUCAUUGGACUCAGUGCCUCUAUAUGAUGAUUAGUCUCAUUGAGACUAACUAAUUAUUCAUAUCUCAAAAUUUGUACUUUUUUUUCCUUGAAUGUGUGAAACAUCCAUUGAAUCAAUAAAUGUUUCUGCCAACUU